AUGAGUGAAAAUACUGUUAAUAGUGUCCGCAGGCCGAAUUUUUCCAACAUUCCGCAAAACGGAAUUAGCAGGAACAUUAAUUUGAUAAACAUAAAGCCUACAGCGAAGAAGCUAGUGAUUAAAAAUCUGAAAAGCGAACCGAAACUCCCAGACGAUUACCGUGAACAAACAUGGGACAAACUCCAUAGCGCUGUGCUUGCUAUUCAACAGUCAAAGCCAAAUCAGUAUUCUUUGGAGGAACUGUAUCAAGCUGUAGAAAAUAUGUGCAAUCAUAAAAUGGCUCCAACUCUUUAUACUCGUCUGUAUAACUUAACUGAAAACCACGUUUCUCACAACAUCGAGCAGUUCCUGGCCGAAUCGAUGGAUCGUUUCCUGUUCCUCAAGAAGAUGAACGAAACGUGGUUGGCUCAUUGUAACCAAAUGAUAAUGAUUAGAAGCAUAUUUUUGUAUCUUGACAGAACUUACGUUCUUCAAAACCCGAACAUUUCAUCCAUUUGGGAUAUGGGCCUAGAAUUGUUCAGUAAAUAUAUUAUUCUAAAUACUCUGGUCCAAACUAGAGUCGUAGAAGGUCUGUUGAUGUUGAUAGAAAAGGAGAGACAGGGUGAUAAAGUAGAUAGAACAUUACUAAAAUCUCUUCUGAGAAUGUUAACUGAUUUACAAAUUUACGAUAAGGCUUUCGAGCAGAAAUUCCUGCAAUCCACGGAGCGCCUUUACGCAUCUGAAGGACAAAGACUUAUGCAAGAACUCGAAGUACCAGAUUACUUAGCUCACGUAGACAAGAGAAUCCAGGAAGAAAACGAAAGAGUUCUUCACUAUUUGGAUUCUGGCACAAGAUAUCUGCUAAUACAUACAGUAGAAAAGCAGCUGCUUAGUGAGCAUGUAUCCAACAUACUCCAGAAAGGGCUCGAUCAACUUUUAAAUGAAAAUAGAAUUACGGACUUGACACUUCUUUACCAGCUGCUGAGCCGCGUCAAAAAUGGCUUAUCAGAACUAUGCACUUCCUUUAAUGCUUACAUAAAGAAAAGAGGCAAGACUAUCGUCAUCGAUCCGGAGAAGGACAAGACCAUGGUUCAAGAACUACUAGAUUUUAAGGACACCAUGGAUAAUAUCGUAGCCACCUGCUUCAACAAGAACGAGAAGUUCGGCAACUCCCUCAAGGAGGCCUUCGAGCACUUCAUCAACCAGAGAACCAACAAACCCGCUGAACUAAUCGGUUCGUAUUUUUUAGCGAAAUUCGUCGAUUCGAAGCUGCGCGCCGGCAACAAGGAGGCCACGGAAGAGGAAUUAGAAAGACUUUUAGACAAGAUAAUGGUACUGUUCCGCUUCAUCCACGGCAAGGACGUGUUCGAGGCGUUCUACAAGAAGGAUCUCGCGAAAAGACUGCUCGUCGGCAAGUCGGCCAGCGUCGAUGCGGAGAAGAGCAUGCUGAGCAAAUUGAAGCAAGAAUGCGGCGGGGGAUUCACCUCGAAGCUGGAAGGGAUGUUCAAAGACAUGGAACUAAGCAAAGACAUAAACGUGGCUUUCAAGCAACAUUUGAAUGUUAAUACUCGGAACUUGGCGCCCAUCGACAUGACUGUGAAUAUACUCACGAUGGGCUACUGGCCGACUUAUCAGGCGAUGGACGUCACCUUGCCCGAUCAAAUGGUGAGGUUCCAAGACAUAUUCAAAGAUUUUUAUCUGAGCAAGCACAGCGGCAGGAAACUCCAAUGGCAGCCUACCUUGGGGCAUUGCGUUUUGAGAGCCUCCUUCAAAGCCGGACCUAAGGAGCUGGUGGUUUCCUUGUUUCAAACGUUGGUCAUCCUAUUGUUCAACAAAUACGACGAGGUGACCUUCGAGUACAUUAAAGCAGCUACUAACAUCGAAGACGGAGAACUGAGAAGGACUCUGCAAUCCUUGGCUUGCGGCAAGGCUCGCGUUUUAAACAAGGUCCCCAAAGGUCGAGACAUUGACGAUUUCGACAAGUUUCGCUUCAACAAUGAUUUCACCAACAAAUUAUUCAGGAUCAAGAUAAAUCAAAUUCAAAUGAAAGAAACAACUGAAGAACAGAAGGCUACGGAAGAAAGAGUGUUCCAAGACAGGCAGUACCAGAUCGAUGCUGCCAUCGUUCGCAUCAUGAAAAUGAGAAAAACCCUCAGUCACAACCUGCUUAUUAGUGAACUUUACUUGCAGCUUAAAUUUCCUGUUAAGCCGACCGAUUUAAAGAAACGCAUCGAAUCCCUGAUUGACAGAGACUACAUGGAACGAGACAAGGAUAAUCCCAAUCAAUACAACUACGUUGCUUAA
Molecule: messenger RNA, 2283 nt
Organism: Phyllotreta striolata
Lineage: Eukaryota; Metazoa; Arthropoda; Insecta; Coleoptera; Chrysomelidae
Source: the annotation of a GenBank genome assembly